AUGGAUCAAGAUCAAGAAAAACAAGAAAUUAAAGAAGAGACUUCAAAAUUUUCCAAAUUUUGUGAAAAACGAGGAAUUAAUUCGAAAUUGCUCAUGCUGAAGGCUUCCUUGUUCGUCAUGUAUGGAGCCACAUCAUCCCUUCUUCCUUACUUGACGAUUCACAUGCAAAGUAUCGGCCUGACAGUUGAAGAAAUUGCUAUAAUUUAUUUAGCACUACCAUUCACAACAUUUUUGAGUCCACCUAUAACAGGUUUUCUCGUGGACAAGUUUGGCAAAUACAAACCAGUUGUAAUAAUGACUUUAUUAUUAAAUGCUGUUUUCCAUCACUCACUCUUGUUCAUACCACACCAGGAGACUCCUGGGGUUGUUCCUGAUGCUUACAUUAUGAAACAUCCUGAAAAACUUUACAUAGAGGUGUGGUGGUCACCAUGUCCAAGCCGAGAAUGUCCAGAAGAAGAAGUAGUGGAUUUAGUAGUCGACCAGUGUGUAGAACAUUGUUUGCUGUUUGCUUCGGAGGAACCAGAGAACCCCCUUGCAGGUUCUAAGGAUAUACUGGAUCAUGGUGGAAUUGGAAAUGUAUCUGAAAAAGGGCUGUUUCUUGAAAAAGAUUGGAAAAAUGAUAGUUAUGCAGAUAGCUGGAAAGGGGAAAUUGAGGAAAGAGACCAAAGCAAAGCAAAUGGAUCUACAAUCAUCCAGACAUCAACGAGUGAUGCCAGGACAUUUGAGGAUGCCAUGAAUUACAAAACUGCAGAUCAGUCAAAUACAGACGAUGUGAUAUUUUUGAUUCUGGAUAUGCAUUCAAAUCUUGGAGAACCUAUAGAACAUUUGGGGAUAGAAAUCGAACAGGAUGAGAAUGAUACCAGCAUUGAUUAUAAACACAGGUUUGGAGAACAGAUGUUACUGAAACAUGGUGUAAACGUUUCCGAUUUGGAAGAGAAGGAUUUGCGUUGUGGAGGAACAACGAUCUAUUCAAAUAAAUCGAAUAAUCAUCUAUAUACGAUAUUCAAGAACGAAGCUCUGUCUUGUAUUGUUCAGAAGUGUCGAUUCAGGAAAGGUGGUCCAGAAGUCUGUCCACCUGACUAUAAAGAGAGCGAUGACCAGACUUUCUGGGUCUACUUUGCUCUGAGGUUUUUCGGAACUACAAUGUUAUCCGCGGGGGUCACCAUAAUGGACCCCAUAGCUCUCAUGAUGAUUGAGAAGUACGGAGGAGACUUUGGAAGGGAGAGAUUGUUCUCGAGUAUUGGAAUGGCUAUAUUCUCACCAAUCACAGGUUUUCUGAUCGAUCUGAGCUCCAAAAGUCUUGGAUACACUGACUACUCUGCAGCAUUUUACACCUACGACACAUUGCUGGUGAUAUCUGCUAUCACUGUAUUCCUGAUGCCGUUGGGAGAGAAAUUACCAGCAGAUAAUAUUUUCAAGGAUUUCCUGAAUUUGGUGAAGAUGCCUCAUGUUAUACUGUUCAUACUGUUCUUGUUUGUGCUUGGAAACUUUUGGGGAUUCAUUGAGUCAUUCCUGUUUUUGUAUCUGAAGGAACUGGGGGCUCCGAAUUACCUACUAGGUAUAACUGUCACAGUAGGAACUCUAAGCAGUUUGCCAUUCCUGUACGGAGCAGAAAAAAUAACAAAAAUUUUUGGACAUGUCAACUUGAUUGUCAUAGCAUUCUUAUCACAUGCUGUACGACUUGUGGGAUAUUCCUUUAUUGAUGAAGCCUGGUGGUGUUUUCCAUUUGAAGCUCUCGAAGCUUUAUCUUGUCAUUUAAUGUGGGUUGCAGCAGCUACUUAUUGCGCCAUUUUGGCACCCAAAAAUCUAUUGGCCACUUUAAUUGGAGUCCUGGGAAUGGCCCAUUUCAGUUUAGGUAGAGGCAGUGGCAGUUUUGCAGGAGGCUUUCUCAUUGGAACAGUAGGCACGAGGGAGUCCUUCAGAUACAUGGGACUUAUGGCUGUUGCUGGAGGACUUUUAUAUAAAUUGUUACAUGUUGUUUGGUUACGAAAGGUCGAGGAAAAGUUGAAGGCUGCUGAUAAUGAUUGCUUAGACAACGGAGAAAACGAAAAGCUUCAAUCUAUGGAACCAACACACAAGGAUCAAAGCACAAUGGUUUCAGUCGAAAGACUGUCAUUGAUGAUUAAAUAUAAUCAGAUAGGAUCCCUGACAUCAUUACCAAGAGGCUCAAAGAGUGAAUUAGAUUCUUACACUCGAUCCAGAAGGAGCAGCUACAAUCCCGAGUUCACCAAAGGCUCCAAGAGAGGCAACAGUGCAUCCAAAGUGGAUUUAUUAAAAUCAGCUUUAGAAAUCGAUGGGUCGAGAAUGUCCUCAUCGAAUUUAUUAAAUAAAACUAAAUUCCAUUCAGGUGAAAAGUUUGGACAGAACAAUCUUGGAAAAACUGUUCUGGGGAAGAGCAACGCCGCUUCGGCUAUGGUCAUAGGAAAAUUAAAUAAGGAACUGAUGCUGGAGACUCGAGCAGUGAGUGCUCCUAAAUUAAAUCAGAAGAACCAACCGAACCCUGCUCAGCCACCAAGUUUAAGUGUCAUUGAUAUUGAAGACUACAAAUUGCAGCAGAGACCUUCCAUUCCAGAAGAAACUGAUGUUAUUUGACAAUAAACUAUGAUAUAUAUAUAUAUAUAUAUAUAUAUAUAUAUAGUUAUAGUUUAAUUUAAUAAU
Ctenocephalides felis (cat flea) is the source of this 2658-nucleotide messenger RNA. RefSeq lists its product as uncharacterized. The record is from RefSeq and is a predicted model, not a curated record. Gene Ontology annotation, cellular component: membrane. Lineage: Eukaryota; Metazoa; Arthropoda; Insecta; Siphonaptera; Pulicidae. The transcript is spliced from 14 exons. The coding region runs from base 1 to 2592 and encodes 863 amino acids.